Closterium sp. NIES-65 is the source of this 387-nucleotide messenger RNA. NCBI's taxonomy places the organism in Eukaryota, Viridiplantae, Streptophyta, Zygnematophyceae, Desmidiales, Closteriaceae. The record is from the annotation of a GenBank genome assembly.
AUGCCUCACUUUAAGCACCUCCACGUUUUGCGCUAUGGAGCCCAGCCAGUUGGUCCAGGAGAAGUUAGAGAUGCCGUAUUGAACAUGCUGCCAGGAAGGGGGCAGCUGAGCAGAGAGCCUCGGGCAGCUGGAUUCCUCAUCACUAGCCGGCCCAUUGAGCUUCAGGCGCUGCAGGUGCGAGCAGUCGUUGAGGAAGUCGAGAGUCCAGGCUUCGUCCUCCUGCUCCUCAUCGGUGACCACGAAGCCCCGCAGCUUGAUGCUGAAGGAGGAGAGGGCGGGGCUGAAGCGAGCGACCAAGGGGCGGAGGGUGGGGAGCUGCUGCAAGUUGGUGAAGAUGAGGUGGAGGGAAGUGAUGCUCUGGCCAUGGCGAGUGAGGAAGUAGCGUAA